Messenger RNA from Pseudogymnoascus destructans, 1533 nucleotides. RefSeq lists its product as uncharacterized. Lineage: Eukaryota; Fungi; Ascomycota; Leotiomycetes; Thelebolales; Thelebolaceae. The transcript has 4 exons. The coding region runs from base 326 to 1447 and encodes 373 amino acids. The record is from RefSeq and is a predicted model, not a curated record.
AUUUUGAUGGCCGAAGCGUAUCAUGUCUUGCCUUCAACCCUUAAGUAUGCACAUUCCAAGUACAGUACUAUUCAAAACAACGAGUACAAUUAAUACCAGACUCCAAGCCUCUGUACUAAGGUUUGGCGCGUGCGCCAGAUAAGUGGUUCCCUACCAACGUUCGGUGUGGCCGAUAACAACUUCCCAAAAUUCUUUAUCAGUAUUAUUUCUCAAUCUACCCCUUCCAGCAGCUCAGAGAGUAGCAAGCACACCUUACAUCUUUCUCACAGAAUCAAGCUGAAAAUCUGUUCACAAUCCUUGUGCUCUCUCUAACAAAUUUCUCAUAAUGUCGGACGACGAAGCGGACCCAGAGCUCCUGGCGCUGCUCCGUCAACACCUCAUGGGUGCACAGCCUGACCCCAGCGUGCCUGAGACACAUGUGCUCGAUGGAGCAAAGUAUGUCACCGAUAAUUCCAUAGAUGUGGCCCUUGACAUGCGGAGCACCAAGGCGGCGGCCGCCAUGAUCUACGAGCAGAUGCAGAAGAAGAAGUACUGCACCUCGACCUGGUCCUCACAUGAGCUGCAUCCCAAGGCCAAGGAUGAAAAGACGGUGGCGUUUAUUUUUACCAUGGAUUUACUCAAUUUUUCUUUUUGGUCUGAUAGGUGCUCGGAGGAGAGGUUUGCCAUUGAAUACAAAGGCAAGAAGUGGACGGGGUAUUGGAGCUUAGUUGCCGCUAUUAAUCGUGCGCUGGAUGAAGAUAUACCAAUCACCAGUUCGGACUACUGGCAGAGUGAGUAUGAGUUGACUGAGGAAAAGAUGGCGUAUAUCUUCCGGUCUGCUACAGACGAGGAGAUGCCCAUGUUGAAGGAGCGAUUGGCGUGCCUCCGGGAGGCAGGGCAAGUGCUCUACGAGAAAUAUAAUUGCAGCUUCCUGGACUGCAUAGAAGCAGCAGACCAGUCCGCAGCGUCUCUGGUCAACAUCCUGGCCGAUGAUUUUAGUUGUUUCCGGGACGAAGUGCGGUUUGAGGGCCGAAAGACCGUCCGGAUCCUCAAGCGUGCUCAGAUCCUCGUGGCUGAUCUGUGGGCAUGCUUUGACGGCCUCGACUACGGGGAGUUUUAUGAUAUAGACAAGAUAACCAUGUUUGCUGAUUAUAGGAUUCCGCAAAUAUUGAACUUGUUAGGCUGUAUGCAGUACAGUCCGUUAUUAGAGACUACCCUGCGGAAGAAAAAGUUGAUUGAGACGGGUCAUUCGUGGGAGGUGCAAAUCAGAGGCUGCAGUAUUUGGUGUGUGGAGCUCAUCAGGAAAGAGAUUCUCAGGCAGCAUCCAGACACGGAGAUAAAUGCCAUAUUAAUAGACUUCUUCCUCUACGACACGGCGAAGGAGCAGGAGAAGAUAGAGCAAGAGAGGGAGAAGGUAGACGACGAAGGCGCUUUACCCCAUCACCGCACGCGCGCUAUUUGGUACUGAGCCAUAUUUUCGAAAUUCAUCAGUUUUAGACCAUUCAAACCAGAAGAGAAAAGUUUAUAGACCAAAUUUAAUUAUUUUGCUGGUCC